Messenger RNA from Postia placenta MAD-698-R-SB12, 1141 nucleotides. RefSeq lists its product as hypothetical. Gene Ontology annotation, biological process: iron-sulfur cluster assembly. The record is from RefSeq and is a predicted model, not a curated record. NCBI's taxonomy places the organism in Eukaryota, Fungi, Basidiomycota, Agaricomycetes, Polyporales, Adustoporiaceae. Bases 81 to 1022 code for a protein of 313 amino acids. The transcript has 3 exons. Gene Ontology annotation, cellular component: cytoplasm. Gene Ontology annotation, molecular function: iron-sulfur cluster binding.
GGAGCCCCGUCCUCAAAUCUUCAAAACCCCGGCCGCCCGACGAACCACACCUCAUUCAUUUCAGCUAGCUGUGUAUAACCAUGGCCCCUGCAGCAAUCUAUGCUUCUCCGGUCGUUCCUCAGGACCAAAAAGUCGUCGCGGCAGUACCGGUUAAGGGGCCUGCGCUUGCGAUAGGAUCUCCCGCAACGGCCGAGGAUGGUCGGUACCAGUCACUCAUUACUAGCCUGCAGGAGACAAGACAGGUGGAAAAGUACAUGGUAGACAGGCUCUUGGACGGAGCCUCAACCCUGACAACUUCCAGCUUCUCCUCUGUCCAUGUCGCUCUUUCGCCACCAGACUAUGAGGCCCUGUCACCAAGACUGCCGCAGCUGUUGUCCCAACUGCUCGCAGGGCUCGAGUCGCUCGGGUCAUUGCACAUUCUGAAUCUCGGAUCGUCUCUCCCUAACCUCCCGUCGGAGCUCACGCUUGCCGGAUUCACCAUUCUUUCCACGCUCCCCGAUGGCACCCUCAUCGCCCAAAAGCCCGCGCACGCCCCAAGCGCUUCCUUGAAGUCUGCGCCAGUCGCAGCACUGCCCCUCCGGCGGAAGACAGACAAAGCAUCCAAGAAAGCCCUGUGGACGCUCAGCGCACCCUCGACGCCGACAAUCGACGCAGAGAGCCUGCUCACUGACGCCGACCGCGAGCGCCCGGCCCCGUGCGAGCCUGUAUCCUCGGGUGCUCCUCGGAGGAAGAAGGCGUGCAAGGGCUGCACGUGUGGUCUCGCCGACCUCGAGGCGGAGGAGCUCUCGAAGAGCAAGGUCGUCGUGCUUGACGGUGCGGAGAGUGGGCAAACGAUGGAGGUCUCACAGAGCGAGAAGGACAGACUGGUCGCUGCCGCUGCCGCCGCUCCGAAAGCAACCAGCAGCUGUGGGAGCUGCUACCUAGGCGAUGCCUUUAGGUGUUCGAGCUGCCCCUACCGCGGCCUGCCCGCCUUCAAGCCUGGCGAGAAGGUUGAGAUUGAUCUCGGAAUGGAUGACAUUUGAGUUAGGGGCUGGCUUGUCCCCGGUACGCUGGAUUUUGUAACCUCCUAGAUUAUUUACUCUUCGCAUAUAUGUUGUAUUCCUUUCUGCUUUCGUGUCUGUCAUGCAGCGAUACACGCUGA